Coregonus clupeaformis (lake whitefish) is the source of this 2984-nucleotide messenger RNA. RefSeq names its product inactive phospholipase C-like protein 2. Gene Ontology annotation, molecular function: phosphatidylinositol-4,5-bisphosphate phospholipase C activity. Gene Ontology annotation, biological process: intracellular signal transduction; lipid metabolic process. The record is from RefSeq and is a predicted model, not a curated record. NCBI's taxonomy places the organism in Eukaryota, Metazoa, Chordata, Actinopteri, Salmoniformes, Salmonidae.
UUGGCAUGGGUGGCUGUAGCACAGAUACAUGAGAGGAGCACAAUCAAUGGAGCACGCCAAAUUAGAAAGCAGUCAAAUAUGGACCGAAAGAUGAUACGGAACGUUUUUGUGCAGAUGUUAUAACGAGGUAGCUAACUAACAAGCCAGUACAUUGGAUAAAUACAACAGCGUUGCAAGUGAAACGCCUACAUAGCAGCUUGACAGCUACGCUUUCGUCUGUCUGUGUGCGUGGAGUGCCUAUGGCGGAGUUUGGAGAGAACGACGGCUCAUCUCCAUCGAAUACUGGGGAUUCGGUGGCCUUGCCCAGUGAUAAAACAGACGGGAAGACGCAGUGUGAAGUAUCGGUAUUCAAUGGGGACUGUGGGAUACAGGCAGGCAUGGUUGGCUCAGAAUCCGUCGCAGUAACGUUACCUGACAGCCCAUGGCUUGAAACAGCCAACAACUCCUCUGUCGGAUUGGAUUCCAAAUCAGGAAUACCACGCAGGAGCAGCAUUAUAAAGGAUGGUUCGAGGCAGCGCAAAGAGAGGAAGAAGACGGUUUCGUUCAGCAGCAUGCCCACUGAGAAGAAGAUCAGCAGUGCGAGCGACUGCAUCAACGCCAUGGUGGAUGGCUCUGAACUGAAGAAGGUGCGCUCCAACUCCCGCGUUUACCACCGCUACUUCCUCCUGGACGCCGACAUGCAGUCUCUAAGGUGGGAACCCUCCAAAAAAGAGUCAGAGAAAGCCAAAAUUGAUGUCAAGGCCAUCAAAGACGUGCGGACAGGGAAAAACACAGAAACUUUUAGGACCAACGGAAUAUAUGAUCAGAUAUCAGAGGACUGUGCCUUCUCAAUCAUCUAUAGGGAGAACUAUGAGUCUUUGGACUUGGUUGCAAACUCUGCCGAUGUGGCCAACAUAUGGGUGACCGGGCUUAGAUACCUGAUAUCCUAUGGGAAACACACCCUGAAUAUGAUUGAGAGCAACCAGAACAACAUGCGCUCCUCCUGGCUCGGUGACCUUUUUGAGCAGGCUGAUGCUAACAACAGCAAGCACAUCAGUCUAUGUGCUGCCGUGCAGCUAAUUAAAAACCUAAACCCUGGACUCAAAAACGUUAAGAUUGAACUCAAGUUCAAGGAGUUUCACAAAUCUAAAGAUAAGGUGGGAUGUGAUGUGACUAAGGAGGAGUUCAUUGAAGUCUUUCAUGACCUUUGCACAAGACCAGAAAUUUAUUUCCUCCUUGUCCAGUUCUCUAGCAACAAGGAAUUUCUAGAUACCAAGGAUUUAACUAUGUUUCUGGAGGCUGAGCAGGGUAUGGCACAAGUAAGUGAAGACACCAGUCUGGAGGUCAUUCAGAGCUAUGAACCUUCCAAAGAGGGGCAGCUCAAGGGCUGGCUCUCCCUUGAUGGGUUUACCAAUUAUCUAAUGUCGCCAGAGUGCCACAUCUUUGACCCUGAACAAAAAACAGUGUGUCAGGACAUGAACCAGCCCUUGUCCCACUAUUACAUCAACGCUUCCCACAACACAUACCUGAUCGAGGAUCAGUUUAGAGGCCCCUCUGACAUUACAGGGUACAUCCGUGCCCUCAAGAUGGGCUGUCGUAGUGUAGAACUAGAUGUCUGGGAUGGACCAGAUAAUGAGCCUGUCAUUUACACUGGCCACACAAUGACCUCGCAGAUAGUCUUCCGCAGUGUCUGUGGCGUCAUCAACAAAUAUGCCUUUGUUGCAUCUGACUUUCCCCUGAUAUUGUGUCUGGAGAACCACUGCUCCUUAAAGCAGCAGAGGGUCAUGUUUCAGCACUUGAAAAAGAUUAUUGGGGAUAAGAUUCACAUUGAUCCACCCUCACCUGAGGACAGCUACCUGCCCUCACCCUUUGACCUCAAGUGUAAGAUCCUGCUGAAGGGGAAGAAGCUGGGCACGACCUGCACUAGCUCGGAGGGCGAAGUGACAGAUGAGGAUGAGGGGGCUGAGAUGUCCCAAAGAAUGAACAUUGAAGCCGACGAACAACAGAGCAUCCCACGGAAAAGGUUCCAGCUGUCCAAGGACCUCUCUGACCUGGUAACGUUGUGUAAAUCGAUUGAGUUCAAAGACUUCCCAACAGCUUUCCAAAGCCAGAGGCACUGGGAACUUUGCUCGUUCAACGAGGUCUUUGCCAGUCGCUGUGCCAGUGACUUCCCAGGCGACUUUGUUAACUACAACAAGAAAUUAUUAGCGAGAGUCUACCCCAGCCCAAUGCGGAUCGACUCCAGUAACAUGAACCCUCAGGACUUCUGGAAGUGUGGUUGCCAGAUCGUGGCAAUGAACUACCAGACCCCCGGCCUGAUGAUGGACCUAAACAUCGGCUGGUUUCGUCAGAAUGGGAACUGUGGUUAUGUGCUGCGACCAGCCAUAAUGAGGGAGCAGGUGUCAUAUUUCAGUGCCAACACUAAAGACUCAGUGCCUGGCGUGUCUCCUCAGCUCUUGCACAUAAAAAUCAUAAGUGGACAAAACUUCCCCAAACCCAAAGGCUCAGGCUCCAAAGGAGAUGUUGUUGACCCUUACGUCUAUGUGGAGAUCCAUGGCAUACCUGCUGAUUGUGCAGAGCAAAGGACUAAAACUGUCAAUCAGAAUGGGGAGAACCCACUGUUUGACGAAAGCUUUGAGUUUCAGAUAAACCUACCUGAGCUGGCCAUGGUACGCUUCGUGGUGCUGGAUGAUGACUACAUUGGCGACGAGUUCAUCGGCCAGUACACAAUCCCCUUCGAGUGUCUUCAGCCGGGAUUCCGGCAUAUACCGUUACAAUCGCUAACAGGGGAAGUCCUUCCCCACGCCUGGCUGUUUGUCCAUGUGGCCAUUACCAACCGAAGGGGCGGGGGCAAGCCUCACAAGAGGGGGCUGUCUGUGCGCAAGGGCAAGAGAAGUCGGGAGUACGCCACCAUGAGGGUGCUGGUCAUCAAGGCUGUGGACGACAUCUUCAAAACAGCCAUACUGCCACUGAGGGAAGCCACCGACCUCAGAGAAAACAUGCAG